Medicago truncatula (barrel medic) is the source of this 1440-nucleotide messenger RNA. Its product is annotated as putative uridine kinase C227.14. Gene Ontology annotation, molecular function: kinase activity; ATP binding. The record is from RefSeq and is a predicted model, not a curated record. The transcript is spliced from 12 exons. NCBI's taxonomy places the organism in Eukaryota, Viridiplantae, Streptophyta, Magnoliopsida, Fabales, Fabaceae. The coding region runs from base 128 to 1051 and encodes 307 amino acids.
CCCUUGUUGUUUUGUUUCCAUUUUUAGCAUUAUUAUCGAAUCUAAUGAAACAGAUUUUUCUUCUGGUUGUUUGAUAAUAAGUUCAGUUUCACCAUUGUUAAAGGAAGCUUCAGUAUUUGAUUGAGUAAUGGAAAUAAACUUCUCCUCAACGACGGCAAAAUUUCAUUCGUUGCCGAUAACAAAAUCAAUCACUCGCGAUCGGAAUCCGUGUUCACUCUCCAUCGCGCCGCGUAACAAAUCCGCGCAAUUAUCAUUUUCUUCAACAUGUUUUGGCACUAAGAUUAAGAAGAGUAAUAUUCUCUUCAAGGUUUUAUCUUCUGAAGAAGAUCAUGUUCAAGUUGUAGAGGGAAGUGGUGUUGAUGAGAUAUAUGAUACAUUGGUUAAACGAAUUAUGCCUCCAGCGUCAGUGUCGUUAAAUCCUAAUUAUAAAUUUUUUGUUGGCCUGGCUGGUCCACCUGGUGCUGGAAAAAGCACCAUAGCGCAUGAAGUAGCCAAACGCAUAAACAAGCUUUGGCCAGAGAAAGCUUCUUCCUUUGACUCUCAGGUUCAACCUCCUGACGUUGCUAUUGUGAUUCCCAUGGAUGGUUUUCAUCUUUAUCGUUCUGAACUAGAUGCUUUGAAGAAUCCCGAGGAAGCACAUGCCAGAAGGGGAGCUCCAUGGACAUUCAAUCCUACGCGACUGCUUACCUGUCUCAAGAAUCUGAGAGUUCAUGGAUCUGUUUAUGCACCAUCAUUUGACCAUGGUGUUGGAGAUCCAGUGGAAGAUGAUAUCUUUGUGAACCUUCAGCACAAAAUCAUUAUUGUAGAAGGCAACUAUUUGCUCUUGGAAGAUGGGGUAUGGAAGGAGGUUUCAUCUUUGUUUGAUGAGAAAUGGUUUAUUGAUAUUGAUAUAGAUAAAGCAAUGCAGCGAGUUUUGAAGAGGCAUAUCUCUACUGGCAAGCCUCCAGACAUUGCUAAGCAGCGGAUAGAGAACAACGACAGACUCAAUGCAGAACUUAUAAUGAAGUCCAAGAAAAAUGCUGAUAUAAUAAUCAAGUCGGUUGAUUUCUGAGGAAUCUGUUUGUGCUAAGUCAAGCCUAGAUGUCCAAGAGAAGUAAGUAUUAUAACUUUAUAAGGAUGUCUAUAAUAAAGGUUGUGAUUAGUUCACAUCCUAAAAUUGUUAUGCAGCUUUAGAGUAAGCAAAUAAUUUUCGCAAUGGGUCCAAGCACCGCAUGAAUGCUACUUUGGAUUGUGAGUGCAAACUUAUUAAUAUAAUAUGUGCUUUGCAACUAGUUAACUACUUGUUCUCUCUCAGUUCAUCUUGAUCAGUGUCUUACUACAUUGUUUCUUUGUGUCUUGUGGUGGCAAUGUUGUCAUCACAUGUUUGAUUUUACGCUUUGAGGUACUGAAUACUUUUUGCACAAUUUUCAGUUUAAGUGGUUUGAAUUUUGUAUUUUCUUA